This is a messenger RNA of Phalacrocorax carbo (great cormorant), 1550 nucleotides long. The record is from RefSeq and is a predicted model, not a curated record. Lineage: Eukaryota; Metazoa; Chordata; Aves; Suliformes; Phalacrocoracidae.
GGCCUGCUCCCGCGGUGGGGCCGGGCCGCUCCGCCCCGGGGCGGGCGGCGGCGCCACGUCGGCGCUGCGGGGCGGGCGUGGUGCGGCGGGGCCAUGCUGCGGGCGGUGCGGGGCGGCCGGGCGGCCGAGCUGGCGGCGGAGGCGGCGGUGCGGGCCCUGCUGCUGGCCGCCUUCCUGAUCAUGGAGUUUUUGCCUCCGUUUCAGCGCGUGGUGCAGCCUGAAGAGAUGUGGCUUUAUAAGAACCCGUACGUAGAAGCGGACCACGUCCCCACAGUGCCCAUGUUUUUCAUCGCAUUUCUGUCUCCCUUAUUGCUCAUUGUCCUGGCAAGGGUGUUCAUGAAUGCCGACCGAGAAGACACGCAGGAAGCCUGCCUUGCUGCCAGCCUUGCUCUCGCCCUGAACGGGGUUUUUACAAAUGCCCUGAAGCUGAUUGUGGGGAGGCCACGGCCAGACUUCUUCUAUCGAUGCUUCCCAGAUGGACGAGCGAACGCAGAGCUGGUGUGCACAGGCGACCCUGGCAUAGUGACUGAGGGACGCAAAAGCUUCCCCAGCGGACAUGCUUCGUUCGCCUUCGCGGGUCUCGCCUUCUCUGCCUUCUACAUAGCUGGGAAGCUUCACUGCUUCACUCCUGGCCGGGGAAGCAGGGCUCUGCGCCUCUGUGCCUUCCUCCUCCCACUGUUCCUCGCCACCCUCAUCGCCGUGUCCCGCACCUGCGACUACAAGCACCACUGGGAAGAUGUGUUGGUUGGCUCAACGAUCGGCUUCGUGCUUGCGUACCUCUGCUACCGGCAGUAUUACCCUCCUCUGAUGGACUCCGUGUGCCACAAACCAUUCCUGUACAAGUCCAAACAACUGCCAGCGCACCAAGAAAGGCCUGCAGUUUCCAGCUUCCACCUAGAUAUAUAGCGAUGGGCUCUGGCUCUGUCCUGCCAGCACCUUUCCUGCUGCUCCUUGUGCGAGGGCAGGGGAAGGCUUUGGGGAGUUUGGUCUGCGACAAGUGGCUCAAAUGAGGAUGCACCCGAAACCCAAGCAGGCGCGCUCUGCAGUGCUGGUAAGUUGUCCUGCACAGGAGCCUGUGCUGCUUCGUUAACUGAAUUUUGUAGGCAUCCCUUCCUUUGGGCCCACUGCAAAGCGAGCCAGGCACUUGGCACACAAGCCUGCAGGAGGACAGCCCGGGUACGAAACGUCCUGGAGCAAGAACUGGAAAAAUUGUGACAAUCUGGUGUGCCCCGUCCAGCAGGGGUUCUUGUGUCCAGUCCAGAGAAAGCGCCAUCAGUGGUCUCCCUUCAAUCCAGCCGAGCUGUCCCGUCCCUUCUUAGGGGAAGCGUGUGCCGAAAGGAAGUGCCGGACCCGCUCCUGGCGCCGGCUUUGAGUCCAUCUUUUCAAUCACAGCUGAGCUAAUUGGGAGUAACGAGCACAAGGUUGCAGUCUUUAACCAUGGAUAAAAUCAGGGAGAGGGAAGAUGAAACUAGCAUGGUCCUUAUUUGUAUUAUUGUGCUAGGCCUAAUUUUUUUUCUAAUUUGCCAAAUAAAGGAGUUUAAUUUUCUUAA